GGUUCAUUACACACGCGAGAGUUACCAGUCGUUUCUGAUGGAUCCCAGUGUGAACGUGUUGACGUAGAUCUCACCGGGUAUCAGCUACGUAAGGAGAUAUACAGCCCCAGUUGAUUAAAAUGGCGAAGUUUCGGACGCUUUGUAUAUGUCUGCCAGUGAUUGUUGUUGUAAUAUUUGCUGCUAAUCAAAUUCACCAAUUAAAAUUUCUGAGCGACGCCAGCUCGAGGAUCCGUACAAGUUAUCUUGAUGACCAACAACCAACUUCAUACGUACAGGUCAUAAACCAGAGUAGCUCUAUCCAGAUCGAGGCUACAACAAAGGCGCCUAAGAGACUUAAACCACAACCGGUUGCACAAGAACAACUUAAAAGUUCGAGUGGUCCUAUUAAGAUCGAGAAAACAACGCCAAAACCGAAGAUGAAUGCAUCUUCACCCACUACAGAUAGCGUUUUACUAAGUUAUUUGGAGGAAACUGUGAUUAAAAAUGUAAAUGACUUUGACCGGUGGACGAACACCAACAGAAGCGUAACCGUGGUAACAGCUUUCUUCGACAUUGGUAAAUAUCCUAGAGGAAGCAAAUCCUCUCGAGGACCGGACAAGUACAAGCAAUGGAUAAGAGUAUUUCGCCUUAUUCAAAACCCCAUAAUCUUCUACACAGACAGUGAAGAGUUCGAGAAGAUAUUUAUCGAUCUCAGGAAAAAUGUUACGUCUAAUACCAAAGUCAUCCGCUUAUCACGUGACGCAUUAUGGUCAUUUCAAAUAAAACCCAAAGUAGAAAAGAUUUUCGCAAAUCCUAGAUAUCCGAAACACAAGCCCUAUACGACAGUUCCUGAUUAUACCUGUACCACGCAUUCAAAGUUUCCAAUACUUGCCGAUGCGGCAAAAAGAAAUAUUUAUUCAUCUAAGUAUUUUGCGUGGGUAGAUAUUGGUUAUUUCCGAGAAAUUGAAAACGCUACAAAUAAAUUCUGGUUGGAAGUUCCGACAGAAUUCGAUAAAACGAAAAUUGGCGCCACGAGAAUAUUUAACUCUCGACAUUCAGGAAGUGCAAGUUCUAUCAUCAGACUCAGCAUGAAUUGGAUUGGCGCGGGCAUAUUCCUUGGUGAACGUAACAUAUUUUUAACAUUUACAGAGCAGUACAAACAGUCUGUGAUGCGUUUUUUAAACAAAGGACUUAUCAGCGUAGAGCAAUACAUGCUUGGAGCAAUGUAUUCGAAAGUCGAGCGAAUUGCAUACCCUCCUAGAGUAGAGAUACAGGCGUUCCAGCCGAUUAAUGGUAGGACAAAAACAACUGACCCGUGGUUUUACCUUGGUUUUCUAAUGUACAAAGAGGUUAAAUAAGGAUUUGAGCCUUAUUCCGAAGAAUUGACGUAAAAUUGCUGAACCUCGUGUCCAGAAAUGCAGUCAGCGAUCACCAAUUCCAAAAGGCAACGUUGGACUAUUUAAAACCAUUGAUUCUACAAAUGGGAAUAAGGUCGCUUACCCAUCAUAUCAACGGAAGUGGCGAUGGCCACAGGUGAUAGUGUCUAACGAUUGCUUCUCUGUUGUCUAUUGAACAAGAAAGGAAGAAUGUACUUUGACCAUAAUUUCCAAAGAGGUGAAGUCAGACGAUUGGCCUUGAACCUGGAGUCUUCAUUAGUUAAGUCAAUAUAUUGACUCUAGGGUCGAGUCAGCGGUGACGUCAGACCGUUGAAUCUGGCCCGGAAUCCGAAGCGGUGAUUUCAGACAAGUGACCUUCACCUUAGGGUCAAAACGUGAAUUUACACCAAUGGCCGUGACCCGAGACUCUCAAGUGUUGAAGUUGAAUUUGUUGAAGUUGAAGGUACCCCUACGACCAGAAGCGUUGAAGUAAGACUAUUUUAUACUGAAUCUAAUGUCCGCAAAUACCUGUUUACGUCAGAUAUGGCUGAGUGCACAGUGAACUAUCCUCCCUAGAGGCCACAGCUAUCAUUUCACGUUUUGUCAGCCUUGAUAGCUUUGUACUAAAAUGUCAUUAUGACGUUUCAAAAUUUGACUAUGAAAGUUUUUUGGAGCGGUCCCGAAUUCCGAGUUCAUUUUGGCGUCGUCUUAAAUUCUCUUACUUGUUCGAUAUGGUAUUUUGACACGGAUGAUAUAUUCACUAGAUGAUAGUGAAUAUUUGCAAUUUUUACAACAGCAAAACUAUCAUUUGUCAUCAAGUUACUACACUUAUGAAUCGAAAAAAAUUCGUUGAAUGUCCGAUAACGUCCGGAUAGAAAACAAAUGAAAAUACGUUGAAGAAAAAAAGAGAAUUUAAUGUUUUAAGACAACAUAUACAUUUUUGAAUCAAUCCUAUCCUAAAGUAUCACAUGUAGUGUCUGACAGAUAUACAUAUAUAUAUUGUUUUUCGUUUGUCAAUAUAAUAUAAAGAUUUUUUUGUGUGGAAAAAUCAGAUUUUUUUCAACGAUAAUGUUUUGUAAAAAUCUGUCAUAUUAAUGAUAAGGCAGUGCAAUGUCUGGGUCCUGGUAUAUCAUACCAUACAUACACAACGAUACAAAACA
Pecten maximus is the source of this 2515-nucleotide messenger RNA. Its product is annotated as protein HtrL-like. NCBI's taxonomy places the organism in Eukaryota, Metazoa, Mollusca, Bivalvia, Pectinida, Pectinidae. The record is from RefSeq and is a predicted model, not a curated record.